GUAUUCGCAUGUAUUAUUAGGCUGCAAUUUCGGCAGGUUAAUCAGCCACCACACUGUGACUAUAUAGUAACUGUUUACGCUGUCAUUAUGAUGAUUGUUCAACCUGGCACAAAAACCACAGUAUCGCCCUCAAUUUCUGGAGACCGAGAAAGUUCGGAAGCGUACUUAACAACUGGUGACACCCAUACUGUUACAGAGCAAGCAACACGCACACCGUCAACUCAAAAGCCCAUUCCCCCUUAGUCUUAUUUUCGGUGCACUCCAGAACAUUCUCCCACGGUUACAACUUACAAAUGCCAGACCUCGCAACCUCUCCGUACUCACAAGCUUGUUUCCCCAAUAUCAACUACUCUGCCAUCGAGCUCAAAGACCAGAGUAUCGUCACCGAACACCAGCAGCAGCUGGAUGCAGUUUUGCACGAGAUCUCAGUCCUGGAAACCGUGAUGGACAGUACGAAAAAUCUUCAUCAGCAACUUGUCGAAAAGAAGGAUAAGAUCACCCAGUCGAUGAAUUUGCACAAGAAACGUGUAUCGACUUUUCGGCGCCUGCCAAUUGAACUCUUAUGCCAAAUUUUUGUUCACUGUCUCCCGGAAAGCAAUCACCUAUCGCCCGCAUCAAAUCUGGCCCCCAUGCUGUUGACCAGAAUAUGCCGGCGAUGGAGGGAGGUUGCUGUGGGCAUACCCAAUUUGUGGAGCAGCCUGCGGUUGGAAGUCGGUCGCAGAGACUGGCAGCGGAAAGCUCUCUGCUAUGACUUGUGGCUCAAGCGGUCCCGAGGAACUCCGCUCUCGUUAGCACUCCAGUGCUACGGAAAUAACUCAACCAAGUUGCGAAGCCUUCUUCAACCUUACUCUAGUCAAAUCUCAUCUUUCUCCAUUUAUUUUAUCUACGACGUCGACAAACCUCAACUUGUGUUAACAGAUCUUCCAAAACUUCAGGAGCUGACCGUGGUCACGCAUGAUCGUUCUACUACUCCAGCUAUUGCGCACUCUAUCUCGCAACUGCCGUCUACUCUGCGCAGUCUCAGGGUAAUAGGGCCCUUGUUCGACCUCGAACUCUUAUCCUACUUUAAUCCCAUAUGGGCGAACUUGACGCAUGUCGAGAUCGCCACGCGUCAUCCGAAUGUAUUCCUCCACUUGCUCCAUCUAUGUCCCGACCUCUCUUCGUUGACUAUCCGCGCAGCAUUCAACCAAAUACAGGCAUUAGAGCCAUUCACGCACACCAAACUUCAAUCCUUACGCAUCAAUUAUGACUCUACGGACACAAAACUUUUAUCGCACCUGUUCAAUACUCUCUCACUCCCCAAUUUACGAGUGCUCGAAGCUUGCUGUGUGCAACCAUGGCCUCAUGAGGAAUUGAAGGCACUUUUGGCACGGUCAAAUUGUCCCUUGGAGAGUCUGAUUUUCGGCGCUGGAGUGGUAUUGGCGAAUGAGCAGCGAGCGGAAUACGUUGUUCUUGUUCCUUCCCUCGAAGUAAUAGCGGAUCCCAAGCAUCUUGAUUGCUUUGCGUACUAAAACUUGGUCGCUACAUAUUUCGCAAAAUUAUGAUAUCGGGCUUCAUGCGCACGCUACUUUGUAUGCUAUACGCUACUAUCGGCCUCGUAGAAAUUGAAUAUCUCUGUUCACAGCUC
Molecule: messenger RNA, 1627 nt
Organism: Suillus paluster
Lineage: Eukaryota; Fungi; Basidiomycota; Agaricomycetes; Boletales; Suillaceae
Exons: 3
Coding region: 294-1511 (405 amino acids)
Molecular function (GO): protein binding
Source: RefSeq, a predicted model, not a curated record